Dipodomys ordii (Ord's kangaroo rat) is the source of this 1309-nucleotide messenger RNA. Its product is annotated as aldo-keto reductase family 1 member C4-like. Gene Ontology annotation, molecular function: bile acid binding; aldose reductase (NADPH) activity; ketosteroid monooxygenase activity. Gene Ontology annotation, biological process: prostaglandin metabolic process; progesterone metabolic process; daunorubicin metabolic process. Gene Ontology annotation, cellular component: cytosol. The record is from RefSeq and is a predicted model, not a curated record. Bases 45 to 1016 code for a protein of 323 amino acids. The transcript has 9 exons. Lineage: Eukaryota; Metazoa; Chordata; Mammalia; Rodentia; Heteromyidae.
GGCCAGAAGAAACAAUCUGUGUCUGCUGGGACAAAAGGAAGGCUAUGGAUCACAAAUACCAGCGUGUGGCCCUCAAUGAUGGGCAUUUCAUGCCUGUCCUGGGAUUUGGCACAGUUGUACCUGAGAAGGUUCCUAUGAGUGAAGCCCUGAAAGCCACAAAACUUGCUAUAGAUGCUGGGUUUCGUCAUAUUGAUUCUGCUUAUUUGUAUCAAGUAGAAGAGGAGGUAGGAUUAGCCAUUAGAAGUAAGAUUGCAGAUGGCACUGUGAAGAGAGAGGAUAUGUUCUAUACUACAAAGCUGUGGCCUACUUUCAGUCGUCCGGAGUUGGUCCGAUUGUCCUUGGAACUGUCAUUAAAAAAGCUUCAAUUGGACUACGUUGACCUUUUUAUCAUCCACUUCCCAAUGCCUUUGCAGCCUGGAGACCAAGUUGUGCCACGUGAUGAAAAUGGAAAACUAUUAUUUGAAACUGUGGAUCUCUGUGAUACAUGGGAGGCCAUGGAGAAGUGUAAGGAUGCGGGGUUGGCCAAGUCCAUUGGAGUGUCCAACUUUAACCGCAGGCAGCUGGAGAUGAUCCUGAACAUGCCAGGACUCAAGCAUAGGCCAGUCUGUAACCAGGUGGAAUGUCAUCCUUACCUCAACCAAAGUAAGCUGUUGGAGUUCUGCAAGGCCAGAGACAUUGUCAUGGUUGCAUAUGCUGCCUUGGGUUCCAACACAGACAAGGAAUGGGUAAACAAGAACAACCCAGUUCUCUUAGAAGACCCAGUACUCAAUAGCAUUGCUCAAAAGCACAGGCGAACCCCAGCCCAGGUGGCCUUGCGCUACCAAUUGCAGCGAGGGUUAUUGGUUCUUGCUAAGAGCUUCAAUGAGAAGAGAAUGCAAGAGAACUUCCAGGUUUUUGACUUCCAGCUGACGCCAGAGGAUAUGCAAACUCUUGAUGGUCUAAACAGAAAUAUCCGCUAUUUUGAAGAUUCUGAGUUUUCUCCUCACCCCAAUUAUCCAUUUUCUGAUGAGGAAUGAACAAAACAUUCUAUGGGUGCUUCAAAGUUCUUUGACUUUAGUUGGUGAGCAGAGAACAACUCAAGAAUAUGAAGCAAGCUGUUUUACUCCAUGCUGCUAAGUCAGCUGAGUUCCUGUAUGAGGAAAUAGAAGUUUCGGAAUCUUGUAUUUUUCUCCAAAUAAAGAUGUAUUCUAAACAAUUCUAGCCCCUUGCAGCUCUGUCAUUUGUUCUUGGAUUUUGGUGUUGUUUUCCUGUUGAAUGAAUCUGAAAUGCCAACAUACCUGGAAGUGAUCACAGGUAAGAUGAAUGUAGA